GCCGUUCGCGAAUAUCGUGUCAAGGAAAGGAACGUCGUCGCGUUCCUGCUGUGCCCCCGUCUACGACGUGCCACGCGUUACGGCGAGCUGGUUUCACCACGCGCGGGGCCAAUCACCGCGCGCAGUUUGAGCCGGAAAGGCGCUUUCAGGUAACAUGCCCGCUCGCCUAAUCUUUCCUGGCGUGCUGAGUGAGCCGACAAGAACGGUGGUUUGCGGUACUGCGUGAACUCCCCGCAGUUGCAGGCAACAUGACUACGAGGUGGAUACUUUUCUUCGCGCUGAUCCUUCCCGUCUGGCAACUCUGGAAGCGACUGCCGCUUUUGUUCGAGUUGAGUGCCUACUUCGGUUCCGGGUUCCUUGUGCUCCUGCUUAGUUUUGGGACGGCACGAUUCUUGUCGUCUAGACUCUUCAGAAAGCUGGUUGACGGUGACGGCAAGGCUGUGCUGGUGACGGGCUGCGACACAGGCUUUGGAAACCUCCUUGCUAAGCGGCUGUCCCGCAGUGGCUUCCUGGUGUACGCCGGUUGCCUGAAUGCCUCAAGCGAGGAUGCCUGUGAGCUCGCCAAGGAAUGUAACGUCCAGGUGCUUCAACUGGAUGUCACAAAAGAAGAGGAGAUGGAUAAUGCCGUCAUGGCCGUGAAGAAUACUCUAGGAACUAAAAGCAAGCUCAACACGGCCUACACGAACUGUACUUCAAAUGGAAACCUCAUAGACUGCCUGCACGAGAAAAAUCUGUUUAGAGAAAUGACUUUGCGAACGAAGCAAUUAACCUCCCUUUUUUUUUUCUUUUUGGCUGGCGCAGAGUUAUGGGCCGUUGUGGCUAAUGCUGGCGUACCAAGCCACGGCCUUCUCGAAUGGGCAAGUAUGUCGUCCAUCAGGAAAAUCUUCGACGUCAAUGUUUUCGGUGUGGUCAGUGUGUCGAAGAAGUUUCUUCCACUUCUGAGGAAAUCGAAGGGUCGUCUCGUCAUUACGGGAAGUGUUCUUGGACGAAGCACGGUGCCGACGGGCGUCGUUUACUGCAUGACAAAGCACGCAGUCAUUUCGCUGGCCGACGGACUGCGCAGGGAAUGCGGCGACAAGGGUGUGUACGUCUCCACCGUGGAGCCCACUGCCUAUAGGACGCGGAUCCUUUCCGACGUCGGUUCUAUGGAGAAGACCCGUCAGCAGCUGAGCCUUCUGCCUCGCGAGUCACUCGAAGACUUCACCGAGCAGGAAGUCAGUGAUUGGAUGAAGGCAGCUUCGACUAUCGCAGAUCUGACGAGACGCGACGACGUCAACGAAGUGGUUGAUCAGAUGGUGCUCGCCGUCAGGGAGAAAGAACCGAAGCCUAACUACGCCGCCUGGGGUCUGUGGGAGCCGGUCUUUUACUUAGUCUGUCGGGAAGCACCAGCCGAACUCAUCGACUUCCUGCUGGUUGCAUUUCGCAAGGCUACCAGAGCUGGUUUGCUCGAUGGAACUUGGCGGCUGUCCCGCAUUUGGACGUAGUGGAAAUCACUCGAGGUUCCCGAUCAACUAGGAAAAGCAAGAUCUCCUUAUUAAGUGACUCAUGUACUCUAAUAACUCAACGACUGCGAACAGGAAGUAUGGGCCUUACAAGCUCCAGCUUAUAUAAGUUCAGAGGCUCCACUGUGACCUUAUGAAUUCAGUGUGUCGAUGCAUGGUCAGUAUACCUCGAUGCUAAAGACCCUGAGAACAGCCCAAAGAACUUGGCCCCCGCGUCUGCAGUGAAUGCUCGCCACAUGCUGUGGCCAUUUCCAGGGACAAAUGCUACGCAAUAAAAUGUGCUUACAGAAACCGAAAUGCGCAUAGAGCAGCCUGCAGGCACUUAACUAUUAGCUCUAAACUGCACUAGAUACACUGGACAAUCACCCUCUGUGGGAAGCGAGGGUCGUCGGUACACUGGUUCAGAACGCCCUCAGCAGCGAAGGCAUUGAACGCGGCGUUGCACUUCUUGGGGGCAUGCGGACUGAAUGAUAGGUUAAUAGCAUUGUCGAGAGCUACAUCGCGCUUCUGUUGGGUUUAUAUUUUUUCAUAAGUUUUUGUUUCAUUUUAGUUUUG
Dermacentor silvarum is the source of this 2057-nucleotide messenger RNA. Its product is annotated as retinol dehydrogenase 7. The transcript has 7 exons. NCBI's taxonomy places the organism in Eukaryota, Metazoa, Arthropoda, Arachnida, Ixodida, Ixodidae. Gene Ontology annotation, molecular function: oxidoreductase activity. The record is from RefSeq and is a predicted model, not a curated record. The coding region runs from base 249 to 1484 and encodes 411 amino acids.